UGUUUAAUUACCGAAGUUUCAGUCCUCACUUGAUCGUCAUUCAACUCACUUCGGUUAUCCGUUCUUCUGACUACCAAUACCUGUUUUAUUAGUCGUUGCAAAAAAUUAAUAACCAUUUAUUCAAACUAAAUGAAAUUUUUAUUUAUUUGAUAAAUAUAUUAAUAUUUAAUUGAUUAAAGUUCAAAAUUUUUGUUUUCGUAACUGUAAAUUGAAUUUUAGUUAAAUUUUAAGGAUAAGCUAUUGAAAAUGACAUUGAUGAAAGAUCGAGGUGAGAUGGAAAAAAUGAGGCUGGAAACAGAGAAUGGAGAUGUUGAAGAAAUAAGUGAAAUUACUGAAUUUUUUAAUGGAUGUAAUGUACUUGUCACGGGAGGUUCCGGAUUUGUUGGAAAACUACUUGUUGAAAAAUUAUUACGAGCUUGCCCAAAAUUGCAGACAAUAUAUCUUUUAAUACGUUUAAAAAAAGGAAAAUCACCAAAAGAACGUUUCAAGGAACACUUUGAAGAUCCGCUUUAUGAUAGACUAAAAUCUGAACAGCCUGAUUAUACAACAAGAGUCACGAUGAUUGAAGGUAGUAUAGAAGACAAAGGUCUUGUGUUGGCUCCAGAAACUCGAGAGAGACUUAAAAACACUCAUGUUGUGUUUCAUGCUGCUGCAACUGUACGAUUUGAUGAUAAAUUAAGAUUUGCCGCUAAUAUCAAUGUUCGAGGAACAAGAGAUAUUCUUCUUUUUGCUAGAGAAAUGCCCAAUCUGAAGGCUUUCGUUCAUAUUGGAACUGCUUUUUCAAUGUGCGUGACUAAAUUUAUUGAUGAAAUAUUCUAUAAAGCUACUAUAGGAGCUGAUGAUUUGUUGACUAUCGUUGACAUACUUGAUGAUCCAACAUUAGAGUAUUUGACUCCUAAGUUAAUAGCAGAUUGGCCCAAUACUUAUGCAUUUACAAAAACAGUUGCUGAAGAUGCUGUGUUGAAGCACAGCAAAGGUUUACCAGUUUGUAUUGUUCGUCCAGCUAUUAUGAUAUCAACAGCACAUGAACCUGUUCCCGGGUGGAUCAAUAAUCUUUAUGGACCUACUGGUGUAACAAUUGGGGCUGGAAUGGGUCUUCUUCGUACACUUCACUGUGAUACUAAUUGUAUAGCAGAUAUAAUACCAGCUGAUUACGUUAUCAAUAACAUUAUUGCAGCAGCGUGGGAUAUUGGAACGCGAAGACGAAUGAACCCAUCACGUGCUUUAUCAACCUCUCAGCAAGGUGAAUCUAACGAAAGUUCAGCAGAACUUGAAGAAGAAAAGCCACCAAUUUAUAAUUGUGUAUCUUCUUGUCAAAAACCCAUUACUUGGGGUGAAUAUAUGAAAUAUAAUGAAAUUUAUGGAAUGAAUAUACCAUCCAUAUCGGUAUUAUGGUACUACUUUUUUACAUUGAACAAACUUUAUUGGGUGCAUCUCAUAUACGUAUACUUAUUUCAUAUGAUACCUGCAGUUCUUGUUGACUCAGUGUUAUGGAUAAUAGGAAAAAAACCUAUGCUUCUAAAAAUAUAUAAAAAAAUUCAUAAAUUUAUGCAUGUCAUAUCUUACUUUGCAAUGCAGCAAUGGAAAUUCCGGAAUGAUAAUGUUCUCAAGUUAUGGGAUAAAUUGAGUCCAGUUGACAAAGAAUUGUACCAAUUUAAUGUUUCAAAUCUUGAAUGGAAUAAAUAUUUCUGGGAUUACAUACGAGGUCUUCGAAUAUUCAUCAUUAAAGAUCCACUUGAAACAAUCCCUGAAGGAAAAAAACGAUACAGCAGACUAAAGGCACUUCACUAUACAUCACUGACAGUAGGAGGAAUAUUGUUGUUGUGGUUGGUGUACUUUUUACUGACAACUCUAGUAUCGUUUCUUUUAUAUUUUUGUCCAUAUUUUAACAAACAAUAGUUUAUAAUGCAAUUUUAGAACAAAUAAAAAAUGUCCAUAUUAGUAUAUUUACCUAAUAAUAAAUAAUAUUAACACAUUGAUUUUUUUUCUAAAGUGAAA
Messenger RNA from Chelonus insularis, 1998 nucleotides. RefSeq names its product fatty acyl-CoA reductase wat-like. Lineage: Eukaryota; Metazoa; Arthropoda; Insecta; Hymenoptera; Braconidae. Bases 247 to 1899 code for a protein of 550 amino acids. The record is from RefSeq and is a predicted model, not a curated record. Gene Ontology annotation, biological process: long-chain fatty-acyl-CoA metabolic process. The transcript is spliced from 8 exons. Gene Ontology annotation, cellular component: peroxisome. Gene Ontology annotation, molecular function: alcohol-forming very long-chain fatty acyl-CoA reductase (NADP+) activity.